This is a messenger RNA of Erigeron canadensis, 931 nucleotides long. RefSeq lists its product as uncharacterized. The record is from RefSeq and is a predicted model, not a curated record. Lineage: Eukaryota; Viridiplantae; Streptophyta; Magnoliopsida; Asterales; Asteraceae. Bases 68 to 775 code for a protein of 235 amino acids. The transcript is spliced from 2 exons.
ACCAAAAGUAGUUCAAAUCCAACGAACUCACUAGACUAGACUAGACCCCAUCUUGCUCUCUAAUUCAAUGGGAAACAUGACAACCUUUUUCAUUAUGUGCAUUCUGAUCUUAUUUAUCAUUUCUUUAACUUCUGUUGCUGCUGAUACUCAUGAUGAUGCUGAUCAUAAAAAAAAUGUUACAAGCAACCCAGCCGACGAGCUUGUAGCCAUUGUAAACAGUAAUCGAACAGCGCACAAGACAUCAUCACUAAGUAACAAUCCUGGCCUAGCCUGCAUAGCUCUGCAAUACAUCAAAGCCUACCAAGGCAAUUGUGAUGAAGUUGGUGGGUCCAAUGCAAAAAAGCCUGCUGACUCGGAAUUCAGCGACGCAUUUGCUCCCAACUGUGGAGUCGAGGUAGCCACCCUUGCUCCUAUCACUGGACGUGUACUCGGGUGUCAGUCCGAAUACAUCACUCCUGAUAAAGCAUUUACAGAAAUAUUAACUAUGAAGAACCGAAGCUUGAACAUAUUUUACAAUUCUACCUACACCGAGGUUGGGGCAGCUGUGAGUGGUUCAGAUGGUGGAGGCCCGUAUUUCUGGUGUUUACUUUUCAGUAACGGGAGACCAAAUAGUACUUUUAUUUUGGAAAAUGGGGUUGCUAAAAUAACCAGACCAGGAUGCUUUAGCGGUGCCAAUGAUGAUUGUAGUGGUGCUGAUGGCUGGUCACAACAUCUAAGCAUGUUGAUGACAUUUGCUGGAGUUUUUACAACGAUUAUUUAUAUCACUGGGUUAUGAAUAUGAUCAGAUUACACUAUACUUGCAAAAUGAGCGGUUUCUUUUAAUUUUUUAUUUUAUUAUAUUUUUUUUCCCAAAUUGUGAGAUUUGAGCGAAUUUUUCCUUCGAUGUAAUUUGAAUAUUUGAUUGAUUCAAUAGAUGAAUUUGCAUUCCACA